CAUCUCACACCACCAAGGAAGUAUAAACACAAAGUAACAUGGUUUUUUUUCUUCUCUCACUCGUGAUCUAAGCAUUUCUUCUCUCCGCGCCACAGUCAAGAAAGAAGGAGAGGGUGAGGGAGUGAGAGUGAGAUAGAGGAAAUUCGAGACAUUUUUUCAUCUGGGAUAUUUCAAAGAAAGGCUCGUCUCAUGAAAAACAUAAAUGAGAACUUGAAGAUAAAAAUAACUUCAGCGCUGGGCAUGAGAUCGACUCGCCUUUCCAGCAGCAGGAGCAGCUGAACUUAUCAGGAUGGGCUGCAACUGCAGUGGUCAAAAAGACGACGUCAGCUCAAACACAAACACAGGAAGAACUGGAAACACCUACUCCGGUGACGACGAAGGCGUGUUUGUGGCCCAGUGUGACUUCAAGUCCACCAACAGCAGGGAGCUGUCCUUCAAAAAAGGAGAGCGAUUCAAGGUUUUGCACGAAGAUGGAGAAUGGUCGCUGGCUCGAGGGCUGGCUGAAGGGCGCGAGGGUUUCAUUCCCAGUAAUUACGUUGUCAGAGCCAACACACUGGAAGAGGAGAAGUGGUUUUUCAAAGAUGUGACGAGGAAAGAAACUGAGCGGCUUCUUUUAGCACCGGGAAACAAAGUGGGGGCUUUCAUUGUCAGAGAGAGUGAGACCAGUAAAGGGUCCUACUCGCUGUCCAUCAGAGACGGUGACCCAGAAAGGGGAGACAUAGUCAAACACUACAAGAUCCGAUCUAUGGACAAAGGUGGCUACUACAUCUCCCCAUCCACUCCCUUCUCCACUUUGCAGGAGCUGGUGAAGUACUACUCACGUACUGCGGACGGUUUGUGUCAGUGCCUCGCCACCCCCUGUAAACCUAAAGCGCCCCAGAAACCCUGGUCACAUGACGAGUGGGAGAUUCCAAGAGACAUGCUGAAGAUGGUGAAGAGGCUGGGAGCCGGCCAGUUUGGAGAGGUUUGGAUGGGUUACUACAAGAACACGCAGAAGGUUGCCAUCAAAACGCUGAAGGAGGGGACCAUGGAGCCCGAGGCCUUUCUGCAGGAGGCCAACCUGAUGAAGAAGCUGCAGCACGAGCGACUGGUGAAACUCCACGCCGUGGUCACCAAGCCGCCCAUUCUCAUCGUCACCGAGUUCAUGAUCAACGGAUGUCUCCUCGACUUCCUGAAGACUGAGGACGGGACGACGUUAAAGCUGAACAAGCUGAUCGACAUGUCGGCUCAGAUUGCAGAGGGGAUGGCGUUUAUCGAGUACAAGAACUCCAUCCACCGAGACCUGCGGGCUGCGAACAUCCUAGUGAACGAGACGUUACACUGCAAGAUAGCAGACUUCGGCCUGGCUCGACUUGUCGAGUCGGAAUACAUUGCACAAGAAGGAGCCAAGUUUCCCAUCAAGUGGACAGCACCUGAAGCGAUCAACUUUGGCACGUUCAGUAUCAAGUCUGACGUCUGGUCGUUCGGCAUCCUCCUGACGGAAAUAGUUACCUAUGGAAGAAUACCGUACCCAGGGAUGACCAACCCAGAGGUGAUCCAGAGUCUGGACAGGUUCUACAGAAUGCCCCGCCCAGAUGGUUGUCCAGAAGAACUCUAUAACAUCAUGACCCUUUGCUGGAAGCAGAGACCUGAGGAGCGGCCCACGUUUGACUUCCUGCAGAACAUCCUCAACGACUUCUUCAUCGCCACAGAGGGACAGUAUGAGAUGCAGCCCUGAUUCAGACCAACAUGGAUGGAUCUUUUUUCAUCACUUUUAAGUCAUUUUCAGUUUAAAUGGAAUAUUAAUAACCAAGUAUGGAGUGCAGAAACAACGACUGACUUGAAGCAUGCCUGAGUGUGUCUCGAACUUCCUCUGUGAGUUUAAUCUGGAAGAAAACAUCCUCCAAAUGACAUUUUCCCCAAAGACCGACCGAUCGAGGUAUAGCAUCUUCACGUUCUCAGCCCCAACUUCAACUGUUCAGUAGUCACACAUGGAACUUGGUCUAAAAAUAUAUAUUCUUCUGAACAUGAAUUCCAUCUCACUUACAAGAGAAACCAUAAUGUCCACAUUAGACGUUUGUAAACAUUGGUAUCUCUCAGUUACUAUCUAUUAUGGAAUGCUAUUAAAUGACAAAAUAAACAUGUA
Molecule: messenger RNA, 2125 nt
Organism: Synchiropus splendidus (mandarinfish)
Lineage: Eukaryota; Metazoa; Chordata; Actinopteri; Syngnathiformes; Callionymidae
Gene: blk
Product: BLK proto-oncogene, Src family tyrosine kinase
Exons: 14
Coding region: 290-1717 (475 amino acids)
Biological process (GO): cell differentiation; protein phosphorylation; cell surface receptor protein tyrosine kinase signaling pathway
Cellular component (GO): extrinsic component of cytoplasmic side of plasma membrane
Molecular function (GO): ATP binding; non-membrane spanning protein tyrosine kinase activity; signaling receptor binding
Source: RefSeq, a predicted model, not a curated record